GGCAGCCGACUAAAUUAGAAUUAGAAAUGUCAGAACUGAAAUUUGACAGUGAUGGUUUUGAAAUUGUUAGAAUUAAAAAAGGUUUAAAAAAUAAAUCAACAAAAGUACCUCCUAAAAAUAUACAUUUCGAAAAACAAGAAAAUAAAAUAGACGUCGUAAAAUCUUAUAGGCGUAUUGAAACCUGCGUAGAAGAUCUAGAGAUCUCGGAAUAUUGGAAAAACGCGAAUAAAGCUGUGAGUAAUAUUUUAAAACAUGAAAAAAUUGUAGAAAUAGUGUGUUUUGGACUCGGUCAUAUAGGAGAAUGUAAUAUUUCGCGAUAUCAAUUAGCACUAUUACUGUGUAUAAAGAAAACUUUUAAACCUGAAAAGGUACUCGUACAUGAUCCGAUAUUUUACAUUGAUGAAUGUGAAAUUCUCAAAAAAUUUCAAUUAAAUGUUAUUGAAGAAAACACUGAAGGAAGUUACAUAAUAAACAAGCAUGGGGUUACCUUAGUUUAUCUACCACAUUGCCCAAAACAACUCACUAAUAACUUUCUAUGGAGCAAUUGGACAGACAGCUUAAAGAAUUGCAUUCUUCUUUGUAACAGUUUUACUUCUCUCUUGGAAAAUAAUAUAACUCGGGUUAUUAAUGAAACUGUUCCUUUAAUUUAUAAAAUACAUCCAUUCAUUCACGAAGUAUCAUUAGAAAACAGUUUCACAUACAAGGACAUCUUUAAUGACACAUCAUUACACUACUUUCCUAGGGAAAAGCUUAAAUUAGUACCUAAAGAUUUUUGGGAAAAACAAGACAAACCAAAAUAUGAGAAUACUGAAGAAUUUAUUACUUCAUUAAUGAUAGAAAAGUUGACAAUCUGAAUUUGU
Messenger RNA from Nymphalis io (European peacock), 860 nucleotides. RefSeq names its product SRR1-like protein. The coding region runs from base 27 to 854 and encodes 275 amino acids. Lineage: Eukaryota; Metazoa; Arthropoda; Insecta; Lepidoptera; Nymphalidae. Gene Ontology annotation, cellular component: cytoplasm; nucleus. The record is from RefSeq and is a predicted model, not a curated record. Gene Ontology annotation, biological process: microtubule-based process. The transcript has 2 exons.